GACCCGCAGCGGACUAAUUUAAGACCGAGCGCGAGAGACUCAGGUGUUUCAGAUUAUCAGGAACCGGAACUAUGGCUCAGGUGUGCUCUUCUCUACAGCAAGCUCCUCCUCCAACAUGGCUGACCCCUGGGAGAGCACCAUGGACCAUGCCGUUGCCAUAGCACGCAAAGCCGGAGAGGUGGUGUGUGACGCUCUGCGUGGCGACAGGAUGGUGACGACGAAGAGUUCGGCAGUGGAUUUGGUGACGCAGACUGACCAGAAGGUGGAGCAGCUCAUCAUCCAAUCAGUGAAGGAGAAGUUCCCCACCCACAGGUUCAUAGGGGAGGAGUCAGUGGCUGCAGGCGAGUCCUGCAUCCUGUCUGACUCACCCACCUGGAUCAUUGACCCCAUCGAUGGAACGACCAACUUUGUUCACGCGUUUCCUUUUGUUGCCGUUUGCAUCGGAUUUGCUGUCAACAAACAGGUGGAGUUCGGCGUGGUCUACAGCUGCAUCGAGGAUAAGAUGUUCACGGCGAGGCGCGGGAGGGGAGCCUUUUGUAACGGCGAGCCGCUGCAGGUGUCCCAGCAGAAAGCUGUGGAGCAGGCGAUCGUGGCCACAGAGUUCGGAUCGGACCGAGACCCCGAGGUUGUCGAUAAAAUCUUCCAGAGCCUCAGGAACGUCCUGUGCCUCCCGGUUCACGGGGUGCGUGGGGCGGGCUCUGCCGCCAUGAACAUGUGUCUGGUGGCGUCGGGCUGUGUGGAGGCGUACUACGAGAUCGGGGUGCACGUUUGGGAUGUUGCUGCCGCAUCACUGAUUGUGUCCGAGGCCGGUGGGGUGCUGAUGGACGUCGAAGGCGGUGAAGUGGACCUGAUGUCCAGGAGGAUCAUUGCUGCCAACAGCAAAACUGUCGCAGAGCGACUUGUAAAAACGAUCGUCGCCUUCAGCCCUCCCAGAGAUGACGCCGCACCAAGUGACAGGUGUGAGGACAGCACACACCUUUCUGCUCGGAAAGUUUAAAUAAAGUUUGUUAAAAGCCCAGCGUGUCUGCCUGUGACUA
Molecule: messenger RNA, 1037 nt
Organism: Archocentrus centrarchus (flier cichlid)
Lineage: Eukaryota; Metazoa; Chordata; Actinopteri; Cichliformes; Cichlidae
Product: inositol monophosphatase 1-like
Exons: 9
Coding region: 116-997 (293 amino acids)
Biological process (GO): signal transduction; inositol metabolic process; phosphatidylinositol phosphate biosynthetic process
Molecular function (GO): inositol monophosphate 1-phosphatase activity
Source: RefSeq, a predicted model, not a curated record